AUGCUGGUGGCCGUGCUGCUGUGUUUGUCGAUCAUCUCUCCCGAUAUCCACAUGCGGUCCACUGCCAUUAAAGUCAUGAUGCCUUCCCUUCUCCUGCGCGCCAAGUUGUCUAGGGUGUCGGUGACCCUGUUCCUCCCACCCAUACUAUUUGGGGGAGUUUCUGUAGAACUCACGUCAUCCUCACCACCGGCGGGCGAAACAGUCAGGCCCCGCCACGUCUCCAGGGACCACUUCCGGUCUUCUCCCCUCGUCCAGAAGCGCAAGUCCGUUCUUCUAUAUACAGAAGCUUCCGAUCAACCGCAGAGCGGCCAGCUGGUACACAUGAGGAUGAAAACGUCCAUGCUGUAUGAAAUAAUUGUCUGA
Molecule: messenger RNA, 363 nt
Organism: Prorocentrum cordatum
Lineage: Eukaryota; Dinophyceae; Prorocentrales; Prorocentraceae
Source: the annotation of a GenBank genome assembly